AUGGGAUCGGUUUAUGAGUCUGCAUUGUGGGUUGCAAGUUGUAUUGGUACUGGUGAGACCAUCAGUGUGAUGGAGCCCGGCUUGAUGUCUGAUGGCGAAGAAGCCAAACUCGCCAGGAUGAGACUCAGAGAAAACUUUGAUCAAAUACCAUACUUUGAUAGGGUAUGGAUCAAACAGGAAAUUAUUCUUGCACGUGAUAUCACGAUCUUUUACGGACUGAAAAAGAUCUCAUGGGAAAAGUUUGAUCUAUUGAUGAACAUGGAGCGGAGACUAUUGGAGCGGAAGUUGAAUUCAGAAGAAAGUGCCGACUCUGGUAUUUUCGAUGCAAUAGAUAAUGGGCAAUGGUCAAGUGGUUUUUACGAAUUAAAUCGAGCACAAGAGAUGCUACUCCAGGAAACCGAGAUGGAUUCUGCUAUAUCACAACUUUGCAAUCAUCGCUCAAGACCAGUGUCUGCAAAGGCUACCAAUUCCAGGGAUAAAAUAUAUGCACUUCUCUCCCUUCUUCCAGAAGAAGACCCCAUCCGGCAAAACUUAGUGGUUGACUAUGGACAGCCUACAUUCAGUUUAUUUCACACAAUUGUAAGAUUGGUGUACAGCGCGUACGAAGAUAUAAAAUAUGAACAAAAGCAUCAGGUCUUGGGUUUAAUCAGGGAAUGGCUAGAGAUUGAUGAAACGAACGCGGAAAUGAAUGAUUAUCUGAAAUCUGUUCCCUCUUCACCAUCCGAUUGGCUACCUUCUUCGGUUUCAGAUUUGGCAGGUCCUUGGCUUAAUGGAAUUGAUCCUCAUAUUAUGCUCGAUAUCAUGGAAAUGUGCGAUUUAGGCCCGCAAGAUGAACUCAACGUUAGCUUGAAUCUCAAAGCUCAAGAGUACACGCCUUUAGCCUUACUCAAACACAUUAACACGUGGCGGCGAGAUGAUGAGAAAUGGACCAAGAAAGAUAUACAUCAGCUUGUGCCAAUCGACCUUAAAACAACAAGAGUUGCCUUUAUACGUCCAGCUCUACACACAAGUAUUUCUCCAAAUAUGAAAGAGUUUCUGGUCAAUGCAGAUGUUCGAGUCGGAGAUGUCAUUGCAAAGAUACUUUGGGAUGGGCCCAAAUCUUCCUACCACAUCACAGCUGUCCGAACUGUAGCACAUGCUGUUUUGCGGGCAGUGAAUGGUAAAGACAAAGAUAAUGGAGAGGAUAUCCUCGACGACUCUGCCAUGGACACUUCCGAAGAUAUGUUUGAUAGCUCUUCGAACCACCCCUCAGAACAAGGGGAUAGCCCAGGAGUUCUUCUCAAACUCCACAGCUGGGCGAUUCCGGUCGGCCAAGAUCUUACCCUACUGACUGAGAAUGAAGAAUCGGAUUCUUCUUAUUCACACCAGAAUCAAAGCUUGGAUAGAUUAAAGCUACACCAUCGGGAUUUGUUGAUACCACUGAUUUUGAACAACAAACCGCUACAUGCAUUGCUGUAUCCUACACCUAAAGGUUCAUACUUUUCAACAGUUCAUUCGGGCAAUGACGCGGAAUCUUGGAAUCAAAAUCGCCAGCCCAGCUCUCCUUCCAAGAGUGAAGUAGAUUAUAAUUAUCUCAGAGAUGUACUGGGUUGA
Messenger RNA from Sclerotinia sclerotiorum 1980 UF-70, 1593 nucleotides. RefSeq lists its product as hypothetical. The transcript has 2 exons. NCBI's taxonomy places the organism in Eukaryota, Fungi, Ascomycota, Leotiomycetes, Helotiales, Sclerotiniaceae. The record is from RefSeq and is a predicted model, not a curated record. Bases 1 to 1593 code for a protein of 530 amino acids.